Dermochelys coriacea (leatherback sea turtle) is the source of this 5018-nucleotide messenger RNA. RefSeq names its product centlein (gene CNTLN). Lineage: Eukaryota; Metazoa; Chordata; Testudines; Dermochelyidae. Gene Ontology annotation, biological process: protein localization to organelle; centriole-centriole cohesion. The transcript has 26 exons. Gene Ontology annotation, cellular component: centriole; centrosome. Bases 309 to 4304 code for a protein of 1331 amino acids. The record is from RefSeq and is a predicted model, not a curated record.
CCAACGGCGCGAAAAGACCACGCAUGCGCGUUCCGAACCUUGGCGCCGUCGAAAACGAAGCUGACCUUCCAACCCUUUCUCCCCACCGCUUCCCCUUUUGCUGUCCGUUAAACUGACGUCGUUGUCAUCAUCGCGCUGCGUCCUUCAUUCUGCGGUUCCUGGCGCCGCCCGCGCACGGUCAAGGGGGGUGGGGAAGCGCCGGCUAAUUUCAUGUGGUUGGUUCACGGUAACUUUUUUUUCUAGAGCGGGCGGGCAGAUGGGGUGCAACCCCCUCCUCUAGGCCCAGACCGGCGACCUGCUCCCCGAGCAUGGCUUCCAGCAAGCGCAAGGAGCCGCUCCCGGCGGCGGCGGCGGCGGCAGCAGCAUCUCGGGUCCUGGAGCUGGAGGAAGAGCUCAGGAGCCUGGCUGAGGAGCUGAGUCAGUGCCAGGCUGAUAAAGAAUUUGUAUGGUCUUUGUGGAAACGCCUCCAGGUGGCAAAUCCAGAUCUUACACAAGCAGUCAGCUUGGUGGUGGAAAGAGAAAAGCAGAAAGCUGAAGUCAAGGACAGGAAAGUAUUAGAAAUUUUGCAAGUCAAAGACAGCAAAAUACAGGCACUGGAACAGAGAGCAUCAGGACAACAACAGGAGAUUAACAACCUGGUACAGAGAAAAAUUGCUGUAGAUGAGGAAAAUGCUCUCUUGAAGAAUGAAUUCAGUAAUUUGCAGCAGAAAUUUAAAGAUAAAAGUCAAGAACUUAAGGACACUAAGGAGUGUGCACAGAAGAAAGAAGAGCAAAACAGACUGGUUAUAAAAAAUCUGGAGGAGGAAAAUGAGGGAUUAAAUACACGCUGCGCUGACCUGCUAAAUGACCUGGAGAAACUGAGGAAGCAGGAGGCACAAUGGAGAAUAGAAAAAUCUGGUGUUGAUGCCAAAAUAAAGAAUUUGGAAACGGAUUUAACAGAGGCAAGAAAACAAAUGGAAGACUUGAACACUAAAUGCAGUGACUUGUCAUCACAAGUGGCUGUUAAACAGACUGAAUUAGCACAAAAGGAUUGUGAUGUGGCCAGAGUUAGGAAGGAGUUGCAGGAGCUGCAGAAUCUUUACAAACAAAACACAGAACAUACAGCACAGCAGGCAGAGCUGAUUCAGCAGCUUCAGGCUCUCAAUAUGGAUACGCAAAAAGUACUGAGAAAUCAGGAAGAUGCUCACACAGCUGAAACUGUAUCAUAUCAAAAACUUUACAACGAAUUGACUAUAUGUUUUGAAACUCUGAAAGCAAGGGAGAUUCAGCUCCAGCAAAGUCAUUCUUCUCUUCAGGUUCAGCUUCUGGAAAAAGAACAAAAGAUAAAGUGGCUGGAAGAACAACUACAGCAGGCCCGAGAGGCCUUACAUCCGGUACAUCAAGAUUCUCAUCCAGAACACAGGAAACAGGAAUUUCAACAACCUUCUUUAAAUGAGCUAGAGUGUCUUAUAGCAUCACAGAAAUUUGAAAUACAGUUUUUGCAGGAAAAAUUGAAAACAGCAAAUCUUAACCUAGCAGAGCAUAGCUUUUGCAGCACAGACAUCCUUGAAAGCAAAAACGUAAAGUCUGGAAGAAAGCAUGAGGAACCACCUAUGAAACGUUCAAGGUCUCUGUCCCCAAAGAGCUCUUUUAGAGAGUCAGAGGAGCUAAGGAAGCUUAAAAUAGCUGAAAAGAAGAUUGAAAACUUAGAGAAGACUCUGCAGCUAAAGACCCAAGAAAAUGAUGAGCUAAGAAAAGCCCAUGAAAAACGCAAGGAGAGAUUUCAGAUGUUACAGACCAACUACAGAGCAGUAAAAGAGCAAUUAAAGCAGUGGGAAGAGGGCUAUAGCAACAGGACUGAAAACACUAAAAGCAAACACCAGCGUACAGAUUCCCACCAGCUUCGCCAAGAAGAUUCUGAUGCUGUCUGGAAUGAGCUGGCAUAUUUCAAAAGGGAGCACAAAAAGCUAUUGAUUGAAAAAUUGAAUCUUGAAGAAGAAUUAGAUCAGAUGAAAGUACGUAGAUCUAUGGAUAAGGCUACAAUACAAGAACUGAAUCUGUGUCUGCAACAAGAAAGGGAAGAACUACUCUUUAGAUUUGGUGAAGAUGACAGGGUCAAGAACAGUACUCCAAAGAAGAAUGUGAAAGAAGUAUCAGAUCAGACAUUACAGAAGGUGUGCCAAUUGGAAAAGAGAUUUAGAGCUCUUGAAAGAGAAUCAAAGAAGCUGAAAGAAGUAAAUAAACAGUUAACCAAAGACAAAAAUGAUCUGAAAGCAUCUAUAAAAUGUCACAAAGAAGAUGCAGACACAAAAGAGAGAGAGUUAGAGAAGCUACUGAAAAAGUUUCGAGAAAUAAAGAAAGACAAAGCCGAUCUUCAGUUAGUUAUUGAUGAGCUGGAGAGAGAGGUUACCUCUCUGAAGAGGCAAGUGGCAGAAGCGAACAGAUUGAGAAAUGAAAACAAAGAUCUGCUCUGUGAGGUGCAGCAAUUGAAAAAUUCUCUGGACAAAGCCAAAGCAGUGCCUACCAUGGCCACUGUAGGAGCAACCAGUGGGCAAUGUAAUUGUAAGACAGCAGGAACCAAGGUUAAAUUAAAAACAACCAAGAAAAAGAGCUCUCUGGGACGUCACCAAGCUUUUCUCAAUCAAUCCAUCAAGGUUAUGAGCAAUGUAUUUGAGAACUUCAAUAAGGAUGGCUGGGAGGAUAUGAGUGAAAGCAGUGACUCUGAAAUACCAGCUUCUGAAAGCUUGGGAUCAAUAAUUAUGAAAACAGUCCAAAACGUUGAUUCACUAACAGACACAAAUGAUCAACAGGAAAAAUAUCAAAUACAAGCUAAUCAGAUGGUCCACAAUAUUGCACAUUUACAAAACAAGAGCCGACUAUAUCACAAAAAGGGCAACACACAGAACAAGGACAUUGAAAAAUCACAUUCCCAAAGGAGGAAGAUCGGUCCUUUCAUAACAGCUCAUCCAUCAGUUAUAAACAAAGUAAACAGAGAGAAAAGGAGAAAUAUUGUGAUCCAGAAACUAGGCUGCUCUGUUUUAUUGCGGGAACGAAUUAAGUCCUUGCAGCAGCAGAUAGCUGUUCUGCAGAACGCAAAAAGGACAGCAGUGACUUCUGUCAAAGACUUUAAGAAAGCCAAUGAAAAACUAACAUCUCAACUACACCUGGCUGAUCAAAGACUUCAAACCAGCAGACGGACAAUACAGACAUUGACCUUUGAUCUGGCUGAGUUGCAACGAGAGAGAGAAGAUUUACAAGGAAAAUUAGAGCAUUUGGCCCAAGCUACCAGGUUGAAAGAGGGUCUUUCUCCUGUGACUUCUAACCAAAUUGAAGUCACAGCACCUACUCCUUCAAAGAACACAGAUUUGGAGGUGAAGCAGCUGUAUUGCAAACUGAAGAAUGCAAAUAAUGAAAUCACUAAACACUCAACCACCAUUAAGUCUCUGAAAAAUGAAGCCGAGGAAAAAGAAGAAAGGAUGCGGGAACUACAGGAAAAGAUUUCUCGAAUGGAAAGGGACAUAAAUAUGAAAAGACAUUUGAUAGAAGACUUAAGAUCUCGUCUGAAAGCAAACCAGGAAAUUGAGAAAACCUUUAAUGAAACAUUAGAAAGUUUUGAGAAAAAGGUAGAGACAUUGACUGAAGACUGUUCAAACAAGAAAACAUCAAUUGAUUCACUAAAGCAAAGGCUUAAUGUAGCUACAAAAGAGAAAUCACAGUAUGAACAGAUGUAUCGCAAGGCUAAAGAUGAGUUGGGGAAAAAGGAUCUCAAGCUUACCAAUCUAGAAGGUAAAAUGAUUGAAGCUGAAUGUGCCAUGACUGAACUUGAGACUACUGCAUCUCAGCAACUCCAUAGCUUGGCAAAGCAAAGUGGGCAGGCACUGGAAGUAGUGCAGAAGAAAAUGCUGCUGGCCAAUGACAAAGUGGAAGAAUUCAUAACAUUUGUGAAGGCCUUAACCAGAGAGUUACAGCAUAAUGUACAGGAGAUGAGAAUGCGAAUCAGACAUGCUAAAAAAUUACGAGAAGAGAAGGAAUGGAACAGGUAUCCUUCCAAAGAGUCUGUCCACCGAGCCCAGUCCUUGGCAGCCUCUAUCCUUAAUAUUUCAAAGACUGAUCUAGUGGAGAUGCUAGAUACAGAAGAUGAAGAGGAAACAGAAAGGGCUAAAAUAGAAGUUGAAAAAGAUAAGGAAUGGCUGUGUUACAUACAGAAACUUCUUGAAGGACAGUUUCCUUUCGCUUCAUAUUUAAUGGAUGCAGUACUGGAAAAACUAAAUGAGAAGAAGAAACUGGUAGAAGAAUAUAGUUCUCUUAUGAAGCAAACCAUAUGAUACUGCUGCGAACUACAUUUGGAAAGGGUUUUAUACAGAGUGACUCGGAAAUGUUUUGUGCUCCUCACAUCUUUCCCUUUCAUAUAGAAAAUUAUCAGUAGUCUAGUUCAAUAUAGAAGGAAGAAGACUCUGUGAACUAAUUAAUUGUUGAACAAGUGGAAUUAAUUAAAUUCCCAUUUAAAGAGGAAAGUGUAGAUUUGAUUGUUGAACAGUAAAAUUGCCACAAAUCAAUGCAAACUUAAAAAUGAUUUUCCUUCAAGUAUAUUAGUAAAGAAAGCCAGUGCAAGCCUUGAGGAGAUGAGAUGUCACGGAUGUGAACAAUAAACCAUAAGAACUGUACAAAUCAGUGAGAGCACUGUGUAUGCAUAAAAUUGGCAAGACACUGGGGGAUGUAUCAUUCAAAACACUUCAGCUGAGAUGGAGUUUUGUGUCCAAUUUCAAUGGGAUUUGGACAUCUUGCUCCUUUUGAGUCCUUUGCAAAUCCCAGCCUUUAUUAUUUACUCCGCAUAAGAUGGUAUGCAGUCCUUGAAUGGGUUUGUUUUAUGUUAAGAACAUGAAAUAAUAAAAUGGAAAAGUAUGCAGUAGCCUCAGAGACCAUUAGGCAAGCUGUAUUUUUGUUUUCUAAUUAGGAGUGUGUUGAGAGUCCAGUAUAUUUAAUUGUAUUUAAGACAUAUUUCACCAAAAUAAAAAUGAUUUCCAGUGUUUUUUUAAUGA